This is a messenger RNA of Fusarium venenatum, 1890 nucleotides long. RefSeq lists its product as uncharacterized. Gene Ontology annotation, biological process: regulation of DNA-templated transcription; DNA-templated transcription. Gene Ontology annotation, molecular function: DNA-binding transcription factor activity, RNA polymerase II-specific; zinc ion binding; DNA binding. The record is from RefSeq and is a predicted model, not a curated record. NCBI's taxonomy places the organism in Eukaryota, Fungi, Ascomycota, Sordariomycetes, Hypocreales, Nectriaceae. Gene Ontology annotation, cellular component: nucleus.
AUGGUCCGAAGCAUGGUAUCAUGUGAAAGGUGCAGGCAGCGUAAAGCAAGAUGCGGCCGCCAAUUACCGGCUUGUGAACGAUGCGAGAGCGCACAUGUCGGUUGUGAUUAUACAGGUCGUCGGAAACCGGGGUUUCCAGCUGGCCAUCGACAAGAGCUUGAAGACAAGAUUGAGAAACUGGAAGCAGAGUUGCGCGCUCUUCGCAGUACCUCGGGAACCAACAGCUCCAGUCAAGCCGUUGUACCAGUGGCCCAACAAAUAUCGCCACUCUCGUCUUCAAUCUCUCCCGCGCAACAGAUUGCAGCUCCAACAUUUGAGCGUACUCGCAGGGUCAAAGAAUGUCGCCCUCCCGCUGACCUCGUCGUCUCUCUAUCGUCUUUAUACUUUCGUCACAUCCAUCCUUGGUUCCCAUUCCUCGAUGUACAACGCGUCUUCACUGAUCUCGGUUCCACGGAUGAACCAUCUAUGCUUCACCACGCUCUCUUCGGAGUUGCGUUGCCGUACUCUUUCGACUCUCGUUUGGAUCAGAUCUCAAGCGACUCGUUUUGGAAGUACUCCAAGCGCAAAAUCUUUGUCGAUGUUCUCGAAGAGCCCUCUUAUAGCUCUCUAGAAAUAGUGGCUGUUCUUAUCCUGGAUCUUUCUAGUAUGACACAUAGUGCACAAGUCUCUGGUCCUCUAGCUGUCGCUACGAGGCUGGCGGUCCAACUGAGAAACACCGACGGUCUAGUUUUCAGAACGUCAGCCGAGUCUGAGACGCAUGCAACGCUGAGUAAAAGGGAAGUCAUCUUCAGACAGCGAUUGUUCUGGGCCCUCUACGCACUCGACUCAACUAUCUGUAUCACCACCAAUUGUAUCUCAACAUUGAGUGACAUUCAUGUCCAGCAUUUUCUACCAACCCGCGAUGCAAUCUGGCGAGACAGCUUGCCUGAAUUGGGCGAGUCAGCCAUGACGCCUGCCUUCAUCUUCAGCUAUCAGCUAGAACUUUAUGACUUGGCUCGAGCAGUGCAUAGAGUUGCAAUGAACUAUACUGAUUUCUGCAACGGCCAUGAUACAGAGCCUUCUUGGCAGCAAGAAUUUGAAGCAGCUUCCUCGAAGCUUGACGUUUGGAUCAGUUCCAUACCGCCUGAGCUCCUGUGGAAUGAACGAGAUGGCGCUGUUAGCAAUGUUCAUAAGGCUACACAUCCAGCGGUCUUGAUGCUGAACGGCUAUUUUCACGCACUGAUGAUAUAUCUGAAUGGCUACAUCGCCACGCCAGCACAGGAUAUCGUCAAUCUAGAAACAGAUCCUGAGCGUCAUCAGCGAUCUCAAGAACGCUGUCUUUCUAGUAGUAGAAUCGUGGCCGAGAUCGUCGCUAAAGCUGGUCUACAGGCAGUCGACAAGCUUGGAUGGCCCUUUGCAUGGUCUGUAUGGGUUGCUGCUCGCUUCCUGAUCUCGCAGAGGUAUAACACAAGUCAAGAUGAGCCAGAAAUAAGAGACAGAAUAUCUGUCUUGUCGCAAUUUCUUGAUCGAAUGAGCCGCUUCUCGCAGAUUAGCGCCACCUACGCUCGGCUCCUCCAUCAAAGUCUUUCCGAGAUUGAAACUAGCGGUAUGGAAAGUGGCGCUACUACAAAACAAAACACUGUUCUCCACCUGGUCUCUGACUGGCGGGUCCCAACGUCUCGUUUAGAAGAUCAUGCUCGCUCAGAUCCCAUGCUACACGCUGUUGAGAGUCCGAGUCUGACAGACAAUAGCACAAACUACACAGAUAUCCAGCCAUUCAAUCCAUUGCUCCCAGUCUUUUCCAACGAUGAUUGGAUGGACAUAUCUCAAAGCAGUCCAGAUAAUUGGUUUCGUGGUCCUUUAUUUGCUGCCUCUGCAUAUCAGAAUUUCAACGAGACACGGUCGAAUUAA